Messenger RNA from Vicia villosa (hairy vetch), 1301 nucleotides. Its product is annotated as peroxidase P7-like. Gene Ontology annotation, biological process: hydrogen peroxide catabolic process; response to oxidative stress. The record is from RefSeq and is a predicted model, not a curated record. Gene Ontology annotation, molecular function: peroxidase activity; heme binding. Lineage: Eukaryota; Viridiplantae; Streptophyta; Magnoliopsida; Fabales; Fabaceae. Bases 113 to 1075 code for a protein of 320 amino acids. The transcript has 3 exons.
UCACUAUAAAUAUACACAUCAAUGUGCAUGCAUUACAACACAAAUAAAUCUUCAUAAACCCAAUAAUUUCCUCACAAGUCACUUAUCAAUAAUCAUUAAUUGCAUAGUAAAAAUGUCCUCCAAAAAAUAUUUCUCAAUGUUCUUCCAUGUAUUAGUAUUUGCAACUCUUGCAACUACAACAUUUUCAGCACUAACACCAAAUUACUAUGACUAUACUUGUCCCAACGCUUUGAGCACCAUUAAAAGCGUCGUGAAAGCUGCAGUUCAAAAGGAAAAUCGCAUGGGUGCUUCUUUACUACGCUUGCACUUUCAUGAUUGCUUUGUUAAUGGUUGCGACGGUUCGAUUCUUUUAGACUCUACGUCUUCCAUGGAAAGUGAAAAAAAUGCAAAUCCAAAUAUCAAUUCAGCUAGAGGAUUUGAAGUAAUAGAUAAGAUCAAACAAGCUGUGGAUGAAGCAUGUGGAAAAUCGGUUGUUUCUUGUGCAGAUAUAUUGACUAUCGCUGUGAGAGACUCCGUCGUCGCGUUAGGAGGACCAUCAUGGAAAGUGAAACUAGGAAGAAGAGAUUCAAGGACAGCGAGUCGAGCCGAUGCAGACAAAGACAUCCCCGGACCAUCUUUCAGUCAUGCUCAACUCCUCAAAAACUUCGAAAACCAUGGCCUAAAUGAAAAAGACCUAGUUGCUCUUUCUGGAGCACACACUAUUGGAUUUUCACGUUGCCUUUUAUUUAGGGAUCGAAUCUACAAUGACAACAACAUCGAUUCUAGCUUUGCAAAAGAGCUUCAAAAUAUUUGUCCGAGAAACGGAGGAGACUCUAACCUUACGCCUUUGGAUAGGGUUACACGGGCGAAAUUCGAUGUGCUUUAUUUCGCGGAUUUGAUUGAAAAGAAAGGUGUUCUUCAUUCUGAUCAGGAAUUGUUGAAUGGUGGUUAUAGUGGUGCGUUGGUGAGAAAAUAUAGUUAUGAUACUAGGGCUUUCUAUAAGGAUUUUGCUAAAUCUAUGAUUAAGAUGGGAAAUAUUAAGCCACUUGUUGGAAAUCAAGGUGAAGUUCGUUACAACUGCAGGAAAGCCAAUUAAGUUAUUAAGAAACAAGGAAGAAAGCACAUUAAAUUUAUUUAUUUUGUUAUAGGUUAAAGAAAAGAGCACUUGAAUAUUGUUGUGCACAAGUGUGACAUAGUUCGUGGUAAUAAAACAAUGUAAUAAUGUGUAUUACAUGCAUUCACUUCAUUUAUGUUUAAUGUUGUUUUGAUUCAUGGAUUGAUUUUUAUUAAUCUCAUAAGGUUAUUUAUUCUCUCCUUGACUU